CUGCUUUCACUGGUAGAAUGGUCUCUUGUCAUAGCUGCGACCACGUAUGGCCUCGGCAAUAACACCAUCUCAUCUUUACAAUACUCCAGACUUCACGCCCACCAUCUUCUUUUCGCUUCAGAACUACUAUGGAUACCGGCUACAGCUCUCGUCAGGAUCAGUGUUAUAUUCGCGCUCCUCCAACUCAAACAAGGUCGUCCAUGGCGGAUCACGCUCUCCCUCCUUAUCGCCGCGCAAGUCGUCUUUUGCAUUAUCGACCUGGUCUUUCUGGUAGUGCAAUGCAUACCACUGGCUUACAUAUGGAGCGAGCCGGUCGAUAGGGAUGCUGUCUGUACUGCCAGUAGCGCAGUACUUGCAGGCCAAUACGCACAUGCUGGUGUCGGCACUGCUACAGAUCUGGUCCUUGCUUUGGCGCCGUUAACCUUCGCGCAGGCAGGGUUGGUCCCGACCCGCGAGGGAAUUCUGGCCAUUAUACUCGUGGCCUUGGGUCUUUUAGCGACAACGUGUAGUAUCCUGAGGAUCACGUUGCUCAAAACUUCUGCAGCCUCCAGUGACGUCCGACAGGACGCUAUGCGAAUCACCUUCUGGUCUCUUCUCGAAGUCCAAUCCGCUCUCAUAGCCGCAAACAUCGCCUCGUUCAAAUCU
Messenger RNA from Paraphaeosphaeria sporulosa, 645 nucleotides. RefSeq lists its product as uncharacterized. Lineage: Eukaryota; Fungi; Ascomycota; Dothideomycetes; Pleosporales; Didymosphaeriaceae. The transcript has a single exon. The record is from RefSeq and is a predicted model, not a curated record. The annotation marks the transcript as partial.